This is a messenger RNA of Thamnophis sirtalis, 719 nucleotides long. The record is from RefSeq and is a predicted model, not a curated record. Lineage: Eukaryota; Metazoa; Chordata; Lepidosauria; Squamata; Natricidae.
UAUCUACUUCAUAGCUGCCACGGCAGUGAGCGAGGUGUCCAACAGCAGCUCGAAGGAGACCAGCUCACCCGGAUCCCCCCAGACGCCUUCCGUCCAAGAAAAUCUCAUUUUCUCCCCUUCUGCAACAGAAGGUGAAGCUCUGUGCAGGAAUAUCUACAAAAUCCCCCUCAGCAAUCUGGUUGGCCGGAGCAUCGAGCGCCCGCUCAAGUCCCCCAUGGUGCCCAAAGUCAUCACCACCCCGACUUCAUCUGGCGUGUCCUCGAUUCUGGUGGCCCCUUCCCUCUCCUUGUCACGGAUAGAGAUCAAAGAGAUUGCCAGCAGAACUCGUAAAGAAUUACUCGGUCUCUUAAAUGCUCCUCCUUCAAAGUCUGAAGGUGGCCCCAAGCAGAAGAAGCUUCCAUCAAAACAAUCAGAUCCUCCCAAACAGGGAACUCUACGCUCCUCCAGCAGCGACAGGCUUGUUGUAACCUCCUUUGAGAGCCCUUCUGAAGAGCCCCCCUUCUCUACCGGUUCGGACGUUGACCCUGUCCCACUGGAGGAGGAGGAGCAGGAGCAGGAGCAGGAGGAGAAAGAGGAGGAGCAGGAGGAGAAGGAGAAGGAGCAGGAGGGCCAGCCCAGCGCUCGCUUCCAACUUGGGGCCUCCUUUGACGAAGGUGUCAUUGACUUGAAGUGAAGACAGCUGGGAACGGCCCCUCUUUGCACGCACUAGCCCCCUCCCC